UUGUACUUGUAAGUGAUUUGUUUUGUAAACUAAAUGGAUUGAUACGACUAUUUCACGUGCUAAAAUUAUUCAUCUUUUUGUAUAUGUGUUGUUUUAUUUCCUCCCGUGUUCGUCAAAAGUUUAGCUACUCUUCUUGUCCGUCAUCCGCGAUUGUGUUUCCUUAUAACCGAGGAUUAAUGUUUCAAAACAUACGAAAAUGAUCUCGUAGUCCGGUAUGGUCCUAUGGCUGUCUGCUCCUAUGAAAGGAAAAGAAAUUCUUGGAAGUGUGGAAACUCUUCAGCCAAAUGAAUCUUGAUACUUUUUUGUUGGCUGAAUGUACAUGAUAGUGUUAUCAUUAUCAUGCAAAGCCAGGAGGCUGCUUUUAAGGGGGCGGAGGAUCUACUCCGCGCUGCUGAGAAAGAGGCUCCAAGUAUUGAGAGUUCCUGGCAGGCCCAUCAACAGAAUGGGAAACCAGCUUUCUUUAACAUUUUCGACAAAUUAAGGGAGCUCUAUGUCGAAGAAUCCACCAGAACUCUACAGCAGCCCCUGGAGUUUUUUCAGAAUUUGCGGCCGUGUUCCCAUCUACUGGAGAAGCUGAUCCAACGGGAGAAGCUGAACACCUUGGUGGUGAACCUCUACCCAGGCACUAAGGGUUACUCCCUUCAGAUCAAGAUGCAAGAGGGUGACGAGGAAACGCAAAACGAAACGGUACGGUGGCCGUAUUCCAAUGAUGAGCUCCUUUCGUACAUCGACAACGAGGAGCUGCCUCCAUUCCUCGCUGAUCUUUUGGAUCACGCUCAACCACGCCUCUAUUACAGUGGCUGCAUCAUCGCGGAAGUCCGUGACUACCGUCAGUACCACCCAACUGCGCAGCACUCGCAACUCGUUCUCUGUGAUAUUCACCAUGUUCUGCUCAAGCCUUCCAAUCAGAGUAUCCUCAAUGAUGUAGAUGCUAUAGUAUCAUCUUUUGCGGAUGAGGAGAUCGAAUGGAGCUUGGAGGACAAACUAGCCCUUGAAGGUGCUCUAAUCUUAGCCAAGACUGGACCCCUCUGCCUUGACCCCUCCCCUGCUGUUGGGCUAAUGCGUCAUAACCUUCAUAACAGUAAACAUGUGCUCAACACGCCUAGUUUAAGACAGCGAGCUAAGAAAUACUCUCAAACAGCCAUCAACAGGAAGAGGAAAUUAGACCAGCUCACCAAACGACCAGAGACCGUUGAUAAAUUAGCUGAUUUUAUCGCAUCGCAUAAACGGAAACCGUCUCUUGAUAGGAGUGCCAAGAAACCCAAGAAGGAGACUGAGCCGACCCCGCAGGGUGAAGCUCUUACAUGCGAGCAAGCUGUUGCGGAGAUCAUGCGCUUGGCGAAGCUACACGAGCGACCACUUGAAACGAACGACUGCUCGCCCAUGUUAGUCGAAGAACAUGUUCUAGAAACUGGCCACGAUCCAGUCAAAGUCGGUGGACAGUAUUACAUAAAAAUAUCAAUUUAUCAACGACUCUCUAAUGGAGAGUUUAUCGGCAAGUUAUACUUCAACAAAGAGUCAGAAGGCGGCAGGAGUCAUGGUUCCUUUUGCAAGUUUAGUUUAAGUUCGAGAGCACAAGUUAAUCGGUUAAUCCAGCAAUUCACAGAAGUUACCACGCAAGACGGUAAAGAAUGUUUUAGAAUUAGUCACAUCGUUCCCGGUCAUCCUGCAAGGGUCACCUGCACUGCUGCGAUGCGGGAACGUGAUGCCAAAAUUGCUGCUCAACAACAACAGCAACAGGCAUUAAUUCAGUUGCUGCAACAACAGUCGCAACAGCAACAGAAGCAACAAUUACAGCAAGCGCAGCUGCAACAACAGCAGCAGCAACAACAACAACAACAACAGCAGCAACAACAACAGCAGCAGCUACAGCAGCUGAAGACUAAAAUGCCGUCGGUAUCACAGCGGGAGCAAAUCCAGCAGUUGGUGCAGCAGCUGUCACCGCAGUCGCUGUCCCAGCCACUAGACGCUCAGCAGCAGCAGCAACAGCAGCUCCAGCAGGCGCAGCUAAAACAACUGGUCACACAGCAACUCCAGUUGAAGCAGCAGAACCUCAACCGACAGAUUCAAAAGCAGCUCCAGCAGCAGCAGCAAUUUCAGCAACAGCAGCUGCAACAACAACAGAUCUCGCAACAGGUGCAGCUUCAAGGGCAGGUCGCCCCAAUGCAGCUGCAGGCACAGCCUCAGUCUCAGAUCCAACUCACCGCUCAACCCUCGCAAAUCCAGGUGCAGCAACUCAACUCCCUACAACUCCACUCGCCCUCGUCGUCUCACCACCAGCCAAUCAUCAACAAUCUACCAUCUCCAAGCCAGCUUCCAACUGGCACGCUCCAAUAUGCCACGACUGCGCAGCCUAUCAAGCAUGUGGCGCAAAAGCCAGUGUCGUCGGUCGGCAAGCGCAUCUCCUCCGUUAAUGGAAAUUCUCAGAACCCCAACUCUCCGCUAGCAGCAUCGCCAGGUCAGAUGUUACCAUCACCAACCAGUCAGGUGAUAUCGUCUAGCAACGGAGAUAUUGCGUCGUCUCCAUCAUCCUCCUCCAACUCCUCGCAGCCUGUCAAAUCCCCUGUCAUGUUCACAACAAAUCGGGCAAUCAACGCAUUAGCUCUUAGCUUAAUGAAUUCCGCACAGCAGUUCCAAGAAGAAGCAGCGGCUGCAGCAGCUGCUCAAGCCGCGGCCGCAGCUGCCCAGGCAAACGCAAGUGCCUCUUCAGCCAAUGCUCAAACAAUCAAUGUUCAAAACUUGAUUCAAAACAACGCAGGGCAACAGCAGCAGACCGUUGUCACAUCGGGCACCAACCACAAUAAUCACUCGGCAAUUUUAUCUCUCCUCAAUUCAACACCUGCAUCCACAAGUCCCAGCGUUGCCAAUCCAACCCUGAACAAUCUGCUCAAAAACACAGGGCAUAUCGUUAAAACCUCGCAGUUCAACCCUCAAGUUGUUGCCGGCAAGAUGACUCUUACAAACCUCCUCAAUUCGAGCUCUGCAGUCACACAGGCCAUAUCGAGCAGUUCCAACACCCCAGUUCGCGUGUCUCUGGCAUCACUAGCCAAUCUCAAUCAACCGCUAAACCAGUCAAUGAGUCAACCUUUGCAAAAAACAAGGAUCAUAUCCGCGCAGCAUCUGAAUAACGAUAUUAGUAAUAUUAGUAUUAACAGUUUGAAUUCAAUAGACGGUAUGAGUAAUAACAACACACAAUUUAUCGCGUAUGCAGGAAAUAAUGUGCAAUCUCUUCCAACUAGUAUCCAGACGAUUUCGGGUCUUGGAUCCGGGAGUAUUCAGACGUUAGCAGGAACGUUGACUCCUGCGCCAUCUCUCCAAGCGAUCUCGACUGGAACCAUUCAAGGCAGCAUUCAGGGGAUUUCUGGAGUUCAGUCAGUGGGCAGCGUGCAAACAAACCUUAGUUUACCACCCGGUAGUGUCAAUGUUGGCACUAUCAGGCGGGUCUCUGUGACGUCUGUGAAUAGUCAACAAAGUUCCUCCUCUAAUCCUAGUGCUUCUACAUCAAGUAUUGGGCUGUCCAUGCCUGGGCUGAAGGCUUUGCUGGCUGGCGCACCAGCAGGAGAUAGUCAAAUUAAUGUAAGCAAUACAAAUAACUCUCUGCUAGAAAGACUUUCCACGCCUCCAUCGUAUCCAUCGCUCAGUCCUAAACCUAAACCCACUGCCCCUUCUCCACCUAGUUCUAACAGUAAUUUAAUGAAUCUUAGUAUAGCUUCGCUGCAGGAUGCUAUGAGCACCAUUCCUGGCCUUCAAAAUGUACAGGUAUCAAUAGGUGGAAUAUCUGUACCAAUAACUGUAUCUCUAAAUGUGUCACCUCAUAUCAAUGCCUCUCAGGCAGUCUCAACUCUUCCGUCAGUUGUGAGUGCGGCUAAUCCUGCAGCUAUGAUUUUCACUAAUUCCUCUAAUUCUCAAUUAUUAUCAGGGUCGAGUAAAACUCAAAAUGUUAGGUCUGUUCAAGCAGGGAAUAUUAAUGUGAUACAAAAUAAUGCAGGGUCUUUGCAACUUCUUGGUACUCUUCAAAAAACGAAUUUAACGACUGCAAAUAAACAACACACUAUUCAGCAGCAACGGGUCAUCAACAAUCAGAGAUUCAAAGUAGCAGCUGCUAAUGCAGUAAUCAAUCAACAUCAGUUAUCUACGCAUCAGCAGAUUCAACUGGCUUUGCAACAAAAGCAAGCUGCCCAACACAGUAACCGAAACACGCGCUCUGAAAACUAAUUGUCAACAAUUCUCUCUUUAGGAUCUUGAAAUUUUUAGGAAAUCGCAUCUAGGAUCUAAUUUAAUUUUAGUAGUUAUUUUAAUCAAUUCCUAUUCUUCUUUCGCUCCUUUUAAUUAGUACCAAUUUUAGUCCACUGCCGCUCGUGCGGUUCAAUGAAUCAUCUGCGAUCAACCAAUCGCAAGCAAUAGAAUGAACCUUGUUUUAUUUUUUUAAUAAUCGUCUUUUAAUUUUUAAUUUUAAAGGAAUGAGUAUUUUCUUGUGCUUACGGUCUUCUGUGACUUCUCUCUUGGAUCAGUUUUGUUUAUUCUUAAACUAAAGAAUACUUAUGAAUCAUCUGUUCCUUUGUGGAAUUUUACUUGUAAUGUGUAGUCUACAAAGAGGCUCGCGGUAAAAACGCUUCAGUUCAUCAGGAUUGUAAAGUCUCAAAACUGCACCAAAUAUCUAUUCUUGCCCUAACUUAUUUUUGCGUAAGAGUACGAGACUCAUGUCGAAAAUCCGUAAUCUAAUAUCUAUAAAUGAAGAUUUUAAAAAACAUUCGAUAUUUCAUUAAGAGAGGAUUUUUAUUUCAAGUCAUUCAGUCUACUCGGAGUCUAAAAAUCUUCAAUCAGUUUAGAAUCGUUUGUAUUCGUCUUUUCUCAACUUUAACCUUUUGCGAAAUUUUUUCGUGUCUAAAAUUUUGGGGCAAUGACUUUUGGCAUUUAAUUCUAUCCACUUACAGUAUUUCUGGCAAUAUGGAAAACCUGGAAAGUCUGGGAAAGUCAGCAAAUAUAGCGACCUGGGAAAGUCAGGGAAUUCACAGAAAAAGUUAGGGAAUUUCGUGAAUAGCUCAUUGGCUCAGCAACUACUGCCAGUGCCAUUCGAGAGGGUGCAAGCAACUUCCGAGUGCCUUUAUACAUAAUAUUAGUAUCUGGAAGUAGAGAUUUCAUCUAUAAUUCAGCGAAAGUCAGCAUGAUUAAAAGGGAGAGAACCCAAGUGGCAGUUCAAUAUCAGGGAAAGUCAGGAGAUUUGGCAAUUUUGGAGCCAGGAAAAAGCAAAAAAGUCAAAGAAUGUCAGAGAAUCGGAAAAUGAAGAAACUAGGGAAACCCUACAAAUUUGAAUUUUCAAGAAAAUUUCGAGGGGGGCAGGGGGGGAAAGACUAUUUUAAAUAAACCACUUUUCAGACCAAUCUAACUUUGAUGACUGCUUCAUUCUUGAAAGUUCUCAAUGGAUAUGAACGUCAUGUUGCUGAAGAAUGUUUUACAGUGAGCCCCUAAGUAGGUAUGCGUAGCUACAUAAACCUGCCAUUUUGAAAGUCAUAGCUUUUCAAGUGAGAUCUUAGAAAAAUAUGUAUUCGCGAAGAUUUAACGACUGCGGAAUAUAGUAAUAAUUUUAUCGAUGGAGUCUCCCGAGCUCUGUAGCAUGGUUUUGUGUGACGGAUUGAAAGGAGACAAUUUCUGUUUUGGUACAGUCAAAUGCCAUCAUUUUCUUUCAUUUAUUCCAUUUAAAUCGAAUGUGGAGGAAAAUUUGGCAAUACUCUGUUCUCGUUGAUUAUCUGUAAAUGUGUCAAUGAGAAAAUAAUUGAUGGCUAAGGUUAAGGACCAAUACUGUUUGUUUGCAAACUGAUGAUUUUGCAGGACGAUCGCCAAUUUUGUAGUUUCAAGGUUAGAUGUGCAAUCUUUUUAUACACUAUAGCAUCAUCACAGCGUUUCCAUCCAGUAUGCAGAAUUGAAAAAAAACCAAAAACAUCAGCUUGUGUAUUUUAUGUAAUAAAAUACGGCAAAGUUGCUAACUAACUUCAGCCCAAAAUCGGCAGUCAGGCAGUAUUGUUUCUAUUUCACUCUCCUAAAUAAUUGUUAUGAAGUGACCUCUUGAAUGGAUGCCAUCGUUAGGUAUAGUCUUUUUAAUUCAUCAUUGACUUCUUUAGCACUCUGUGUGCCAAGAGAAAUUCACAACAAUGAAAUAAAAAUCCAAAGACUAAAAUUUGAAAUUAGAGGUCUGUAAUGCAAGUUGAACAAAUGCAUGUUCAGACCUACUACAUACCUCUGUGCAACUUAAGGGCAUUCAGACGUCGAGCCAGGUGUUAUAAUGAGCAGUGUAAUAAUAGUACACAAUCUGAGCUGUGUACCGAAACUCAACAGACAAAAAUUUCCUCCAUUACUUUUACAGACAAGACAAGACAGAUCACAUGGGUUGUUCUGUUAGACGUAACACUCUUCACUUCGCUAGACGCAAUGUCCAAAUCCCCUUUUACAUUUAAUGCAUAGCAUUCUCUAAGAAAGAACCAAAACAUACAGGGUAAUCCGAAAAUCCCUCACCACCCCUGUAGCCCCUAGGGUUCUUACCCUUUCUCAUGGUGGCUCCUUCAAAAUUUCAGACGUUCCCUUAAAUCAUUUCCUUUGACUUAGGGGCGCCCCCAAAAUUUCAAGUCUACAUCUCAAUUUGUUCAAAUGUGACAUGGCUGAUGCUUGGUGUUGGUGGCAUGGAAGUUCUGGAUUACCCUGUAUAAAGUCAGAUAAGCAAUUCGAGUCACACCUGGGUGCUACAGAGAUUGGGACUUCUCUCAAUGCUCUUGCUAUCUUGUGCCCAUCUGCGGCACUUAAUUUAUAUUUUUUUAUUUAUUUAUUUAUUUUAUUUUAUUUUAAAUGAUUCUUCAUUAUUUUCUUUUGAAUAGAAGAUAAAUUACUGUGAUUUCAAAAUAUUUUUGCUAGUGCUUAGUUCCUACACUAAAAUGCUCACUCGGCUUUAUUCCACUACAAAUACGUUUGCAUUUAUAAUACUUGCUCUAGAUGAAAUCUAGAAGAGAAAGAAAAUAGUCUUUCCGGAGAAAAGCCUGCUAAAAGUUCACACGGUGAAGGAUUUUUAGGCCUUCAUUUCUUCAAGAUCUAUUCCAGUAGAUAACCACUCAUUUAGCUACUGGAGAUAGUUUUUGUAGUUUUUCCUUAUUUGGGCAACUGAGGGAAGCCCUUGGGGUCAUUUUGAAGGAAUUAGCCAGUUACACUGUUGUCUUCAGCAUGAAAGAACGUAUCCCGAUUAGGCUGUUUUAGUUUUUUUCUUGGGACAUUUUAUUUUUUCAAAUGAGAUCCGUUGCAUGAAUUUGCCUAAAAUUUCUUGUGAUUUUUCUUUUUAAGACAGUUUUUUGCGAAGAUUCUUUGAGAAAAAAAGGGAAGAAAAUUUCCAUCGAAGUACUGGAACAGUACAGACAAAAUACGCUCCUUGUUGUAGAAGAUGACAGCAUGUGUGAAACAAUUGUAGUUUGAUGGUGAAUUUCUCUAGAUGAGAAAAAAUAAUACGACUUGUUUUAACAUCAAAUAUUGAUGGAAAAAUCGCCCUUUCAAAAACUGGGUGGAUAACAUUAUGUUACUACACGCCUGCAGUUUUUCUCUUCAGCCAAUGAACAAUUCAUGUCUAGCAACAA
Molecule: messenger RNA, 7610 nt
Organism: Bemisia tabaci
Lineage: Eukaryota; Metazoa; Arthropoda; Insecta; Hemiptera; Aleyrodidae
Source: RefSeq, a predicted model, not a curated record